AUGGCUUCAAAGGCGGCUGGUAGUCUGAUCUCUAAGGCCGGUCGACCGGCGUCGCGCAUUCAACCCCCACAGAGUCAUCGUCUUCUAUCGUCGAAUCCUGUACAAGCCCAAGCACAAACUCUUCUACAAGACAAAGAGAACGGGUUCGGCUUCAUCCGUCACAACCCUCGCACCCCGAAGCCUCGGACCCAAGGCGUCACCGAGAUUCGAGGUCCGUACUACUCUGCCUACGGCAAGCGUCACUUACAAGAUGUGCUCGAGACAAUGGGUUACCACAUUGACGGGCUCAAAUUCGCAGGGGGAAGUUUCUCAAUGAUGCCCGAACACGCCGUGCGGGAGCUGGUUGACCUUGCACACGAGCAUCAAGUCUACGUGAGCACCGGUGGAUGGAUGGAACAUGUCCUCACACAGCCUGAUGCCCCCACCGCCGUCGACAAGUACCUGAAGAAGUGCAAGAACAUCGGGUUCGACGUGGUUGAGCUGUCUUCGGGGUUUCUGUCGUUCCCACCGGACGACUGGCUGCGGCUCGUCGACAAGGUCCACAGUAUGGGCCUGAAGGCCAAGCCGGAGUUGGGCAUCCAGUUCGGAGCGGGUGGCGACACGGCAGCAGAGGACCUGGAGGCCACAGGCACCUCGGAUCCCAGCAAGGUGAUCAACCUGGGGAAGAAGUUCGUCGAAGCCGGCGUCGAACGCAUGAUGAUCGAGAGCGAGGGGAUCACGGAGAACGUCAAGAGCUGGCGAACAGAUGUCAUCCAAGCCACCCUCCGAGAUCUGCCGCGGGAGAAGGUCAUGUUUGAGGCGGCCGACCCGCCCGUCUUCAAUUGGUAUGUUCGCGAGUUUGGCAUCGACGUCAACCUGUUCGUGGAUCAUUCUCAGAUCGUGCAGUUGACUUGCCUUCGGAGCGGCAUUUGGGGCAUGGCCGAUACCUUUGGUAAGAUUGUUAGCUAUCGCGAUUGA
This is a messenger RNA of Exophiala spinifera, 957 nucleotides long. RefSeq lists its product as uncharacterized. Bases 1 to 957 code for a protein of 318 amino acids. Lineage: Eukaryota; Fungi; Ascomycota; Eurotiomycetes; Chaetothyriales; Herpotrichiellaceae. The record is from RefSeq and is a predicted model, not a curated record. The transcript has a single exon.